Molecule: messenger RNA, 3136 nt
Organism: Notechis scutatus (mainland tiger snake)
Lineage: Eukaryota; Metazoa; Chordata; Lepidosauria; Squamata; Elapidae
Source: RefSeq, a predicted model, not a curated record
AUGAGUUUUAAUCCUGUUUUAGCCAUCAAAACCAGCAGGGUGACCUUGGCCCGAUCACCAGGAGAUGCUUUCCCCAGUGAUCCGGUUAUUGAGCUCAAAAGCCCUCUCAUUCUUGGGCAACCUGCUUCUGUCACCUGUCGUGUCCCCGAGGUCUAUCCUUCUGAGCAGUUGAUGAUCACUUUGAUCAAAGGAAAAGUAACUGCUGAAAAAGAGUUUUUUCAAGACCCUCAUACAAAAUCAUUGCAGACCAAGAACCUGAAGGUGGAUUUCAUUCCUACCGAGGAAGAUUUUGGGAAAGAGAUUAUAUGUGUAGCUGAGCUGUCUUUAGAGGACAUGGUUCUGGCGCCCAGGCAGGCUACGCAUGUGAUGGAAAUAAACUAUGGCCCACGGAAUACUAAAAUUGUGGCAUUUCCAAGCAACACUGUACUAGAAGGAGAAGCACUGAUACUUACCUGCUUGACUGAAAGUCAUCCUCAGGCUAGUUUUGUCUGGAAGAAGCAGCUUCCUGAUGGACUGGCCCAGAAUUUUGCAGAAAAGUACAACCUCUCUAUCCCAAAUCCUCAGCCCUCUGACUCUGGAACCUAUACCUGUGAAGUCACCAAUGAAGUUACAAGUGUAGUGGAGAGAACAUCGCUAUAUAUUUCUGUACAAGCUUCAGUCUUUUCAACAGCCGCUUCAACAUUAACCACCCCAUCUGAAACAACAGUAUUAAGUACUCCAUCUGAAACAACAGUAUUAACUGAAACAACAGCAUUAACCACCCCAUCUGAAACAACAGCAUUAACCACCCCAUCUGAAACUAAAGUAUUAACCACCCCAUCCGAAACAACAGUGUCUGUUACAUCAGAUGCAGCAUCAGAAACUACAAUAUCGGUUAUAUCUCGUGCAACACUGAAAACCUUUUUCUCUACAGCAUCAGAUAUAGCAACACCGGAGUUGAUUACAAUGUCUGCAUCAGAUACAGCACCCAAAAUAAUUACCUCUAUGACAUCACAUGCAGCACUGAAAAACAAUACAGCUGUGCACCUGGUGGAUGCUUCUACUGAUGACAGAAAUAAUACAGAAGAGAUCAUAAUAAUUGCCAGAGUUGAAGAGCUGGAUUCCGUGACUCCUGUAAUCAUCGUAGUUUCUUGUUUAUCCAUAGUAGCAGGUCCUGCAGCUGCCAUAUUUAUUUACAUUUUUAGAAAGAUGAAAAUAAAUGGAUCCUAUAGUCUUGCCGACUCGCUUAAACCAAACGUAUAAGUCCAUUAACCGGAAGUAAUUAGACAGUUUUGCAAGUUUACCAACUAGAUGAGACUGGACCUUGCUCAGAAUCUUGGUUGAUCUUUCUCAUCACAACUCGGUGUAAGAGGAAUUGAGCUGAUGUGCUUUGGAAAGGAGGCCAACCAAAAUUAGGCCUUUUGAUGGAAACUGGUCUCUUGGGUCAAGACUCCACUCAGUGUCUCCAUUCAGCCAUAAAGUGAUACCUUGGACUAAUCUAUAGAUAUGUCUCUAAACCAGUCCCCAACUUUUGGGGCACCACAAGGUCCCCAACUUUUGGGGCACCAGAGAUCGGUUCCAUGGAGAAAGGUUUUUCCAUGGACCGGAGUGGGCAUGAUUUUGUUUAUUGCCUGCAUCCCACAGGUGGGGCUUCCCUUGUUUGCAUGGCCCGGUUUCUGGUGCUGCUCCAUGGACUGGGAGUUGGGGACCCCUCUUCUAAACUAUGCUUUCAUUUUACAAUAUCAACUUUCAUGUGCAAUACGAGCCAAAUGAAACCUGCCUUUCUUUUUGGUAGUGCCAGACUAACUUUCAGGCUUAUCUACCUACUCAACAAAGUAGUUACUUAUGAGAAUAAAGUGAAAUGCAAUAGGGGGGGCUAUCCAGAGAUCCUUAUAAAUGGAUGCAAGUCAUGCAAUAUGAACAGUUUAUCGAUAGAAGAGGAGUAGCAUUGCAGUGUAGCACUGAUUAUGUUACCUAGUUGGGUAAUGAAAUGUCUGCAACAAAACAAGCUCACAGAGCACCAAGGAUCCCACAUGAACAGCUUUGUGAAUACAAAAAGGUCUGUUUGCUAGCUUUAGGAAAAUAUAUUUCUUUGUUUGGCAAAAUGUCCAUAAAGCUCCACUUUGCGAAGUUUUUGUGCCAUUUCUGGAUCAGUUUACUGCACCUGUGAGCUCCUGCCAUCCUUUUAUUUCAACAGUUAAACCUCUUUGCUUCCGUGCAAAGUGACAUGCUGCGUGGAUAUUUAAUUUUGUUUUCUUUAUUGCUCCUGUAUUUUGGUGUGGGGACUUUGUUACUCCAGGCAGUUCUCAACCAAGCAGUGAUUUUGCCCUUUGUUCCAGAAGAUGGGUCAUUUCCAAACUGUUUUUGAAGGAUUGGACAGUAGAAAUGUAUGUAAAUAUGCUGUAAGAUAUAUUAUAUAUUUCUUGUAAAUAAUGUAUCAUAUUCUGAACAUAUGUAUUAUGCAGAGGUGGGGUACAAUUGGAUAAAUCUACAAUAAUAUAUGUAUUUUGUAUAUAGUACUUUUAACCUGCAAGUAGCAAAUACAAAAUUGUUCACUGCUACUUGUGAAUAAUUACAUGAUAUUCUGAAGGUUUUCUUUUCAGAAUGGACUUAAUCCUGGUGGAACUAAAGCAUUUCAAAGACCUGCUGAUCUCAACAAGAGGGGAUUUAAAAAAUGCAUUGUAUUCUGUUGAAAUUGGUUAAAUGUAAAAAGUGCUUAGCUUUGAUGGGUUGUUUCUGUAUAAAUAGAUGCUCACACCCUCAUGUUUGCAAUGCCACAAAUAGUGGGGAGGAUAGAGUGCAUACAGUAUACAGUUUUAAGGUUCUACAUAAUAGUGAAAGUUAAUUUUUUGAGAAAUAUUAGGAAACUUGAAAGAAGACCAUGGUUUCCUGGAAUCUCUAGGAAAAGGAAGUAACAACAAUUAAACUGGUAAUAACACUGACAUAUAUUCAUAGUAUAGAAAUGUCCCAUUACUUAGUUCUAGAUAUCUGAAUAAAAUGGAAGGUACAGUCUUAUAUACAAUUAAAGUAGGACAUGAGCAUCAUUGUAGAGCUAAAACUCUACUUUGAUAUUGUUAGCUAUAUUAUGAAAAGAAUGAUUUGUACACUCCAGAAACAAUUGCAUUUUAAGUUCUAUUCCAAGGUUAUAGCCUAAUUU